CAUCCCAAACCACCACGACCGCGUCCCCCUCCAACCAACGAAAAUAUGCCGUCUGAAGAUACCAAGGAGCGCAUUGCCAAGUUCAUUGAGAUUGGACGCACCAUUCUCCACUACGGCUGGGUACCGGCGGUCAUCUACAUUGGCUUCACGAGGAGCAACCCGCAGCCGUCGCUCAUCAAGCUCAUCAGCCCUCUGGCGUAAUGCCGUCCACCACCACUCGUCUUGUGCCCCUUGUAUCAUAGCAUACGCCUAAUUGAAUAUACCGCGCACCGCUCUAUAAUAUCUCGUGUCCCCGCAAGUCUUCUGGCCGAACCUGCAAGCCCUGGGACAUACGCA
This is a messenger RNA of Schizophyllum commune H4-8, 336 nucleotides long. RefSeq lists its product as uncharacterized. Bases 46 to 201 code for a protein of 51 amino acids. Lineage: Eukaryota; Fungi; Basidiomycota; Agaricomycetes; Agaricales; Schizophyllaceae. Gene Ontology annotation, cellular component: mitochondrial outer membrane translocase complex; mitochondrial outer membrane. The transcript is spliced from 4 exons. Gene Ontology annotation, biological process: protein insertion into mitochondrial outer membrane; protein import into mitochondrial matrix. The record is from RefSeq and is a predicted model, not a curated record.